This is a messenger RNA of Mytilus trossulus (common blue mussel), 1656 nucleotides long. Its product is annotated as iron-sulfur cluster transfer protein NUBPL-like. NCBI's taxonomy places the organism in Eukaryota, Metazoa, Mollusca, Bivalvia, Mytilida, Mytilidae. The record is from RefSeq and is a predicted model, not a curated record. The transcript is spliced from 10 exons. Gene Ontology annotation, molecular function: ATP binding; ATP-dependent FeS chaperone activity; 4 iron, 4 sulfur cluster binding. Gene Ontology annotation, cellular component: mitochondrion. Gene Ontology annotation, biological process: mitochondrial respiratory chain complex I assembly; iron-sulfur cluster assembly. The coding region runs from base 57 to 995 and encodes 312 amino acids.
CUAAAAUUAGAAUGAACGUUUCUUUCCCCUAACUAUUUUGUCGCCUAAAAUUAGACAUGAAACUUUUGCAAAGAAUAAUUAGUAAACAUAUUGUUAAACGAAUGAACAGAAAAUAUUCUUCUCACGAAAAUCCGUUGGGUAUAAAACCUCAGUCUAGUGGUGUGCAGAAUGAAAGGAUGACUAGAGGUCUUCCUAAAAGAUUACCCAUAGCAGGAGUGGAUAAGGUUAUAGUAGUAGCUUCUGGAAAAGGAGGUGUUGGAAAAUCUACCACUGCAGUAAACUUAGCUUUAGGAAUAUCUGCAAAUGAUCCUACAAAACAAGUUGGUUUGUUGGAUGCUGAUAUCUAUGGUCCAUCAAUACCAACAAUGAUGAAUUUACACGGAGAGCCUGUACUUAAUAACCAAAAUUUGAUGGUACCAUUAAUCAAUUUUGGAAUAAAAUGCAUGUCAAUAGGUUUUCUUGUGGAUGAAAAGUCAGCCAUAGUAUGGAGAGGACCUAUGGUUAUGUCAGCAGUACAGAAACUUAUAAGGCAAGUAAUGUGGGGUCCACUGGAUUACUUAGUUGUUGAUAUGCCACCUGGAACAGGAGAUACACAGCUUUCAUUGUCACAAAAUAUACCUAUUGAUGGUGCUGUUAUUGUAUCAACACCACAAGACAUAGCUUUACUAGAUGCACGAAGAGGAACUGAAAUGUUUCACAAAGUAAAUGUUCCUGUCCUGGGUCUUGUACAGAAUAUGAAUGUGUAUAUCUGUCCUCAAUGUGGUCACACAGAACACAUAUUUGGUAAAGAUGGCACAAAGAAGUUAGCGGAUGAACUCAAUUUAGAUAUUUUAGGAGAUGUACCAUUAGACAUACAGAUAAGAGAAGGAAGUGAUUCCGGCCAGCCAGUUGUUGUUGCAUCACCAGACAGUUUACAGGCUCAAGUUUAUUUAGAUAUAGCAAAGAAAGUUACAGAAAAACUUCAUGCCAAAACAUCAACAUUGCCUAAAGGAUGAUUGUGGUUAUAAAUUGGGUUUUUUUUUAUCAAAAAGUGUGUGAUGUGAACAUCAACAGUACCUUAACUAUAAGGAUACAUACAUAUUUCUAAUUUCUAUAGCAGGCCCGUAGCCAGGAAUUUCCAAAGGGGGGUUCGUUUGACUCACAAACUCGACUUUAACAGUCACAAUUCGAAAAGAACAUUGACUUUAACAGUGCUUAUUUGUUUUCAAGGGGGGGUUCGUCCGAACCCCCCGAACCCCCCCUGGCUACGGGUAUGUAUAGACACAAAUAUCUGUAUCAACUGAAGGCAAUUGCACAUGGAUUCCUUGAUUAUCAUCUAGCACCAUAUUAGCAUAGAAUGAAAAAUGAAUUGGGAUUGUAUUGAAUCGCUUGCCAGUAUCAUACCAAACAUGUCUCAUAAAUAAAUAUGCUUUUGUAUACUAUUACUUGAAAUGAUGUUUGUUUAUUGUCUGUUGACCCGUGGUGACCUCAGUGAACAUUUGAAUGCACCUGUGGCAUCUUACCAUUAUGUAAAUGUGUGUUAGUUGCUUAAUGGUUACAAAAUAUAACUGCUGAUCAGGUUGAUUUUGUUAUCAUAAUUUGUAAUUUAUAUUCAGUAGAUGUUUAUGUAUAUAAACUCUAUUGUAGAUAACAGGAUUAAAAAUUUGUAACAUCUUG